GUGGAGAGCUGCUGCUGCGGCUAUUGUUGUGGAAAAUAGUUUCCGCCCCUUUUAUUUUCAGCUCAGGCUCAAGUCCGCCUAUUCUCCAAUCUUCCAAAAAAGCUAUGAAUCAAGAGCGUAUUGCCGGUGACGGAGCCGAAAGCGGGAAUUCGGCAUCGGCAGUGCCUGACGUUGUGCCUCUGACCGACAGUGGGGAGAGCGGAUCAUACGCCGCGAGCACCACGGCUCAACCCCCGUCGACCGACUCAGACAGCCGAUCCAGAUGGAUUCCGAACAAGAACUACCUUCGCGCGCUCAAGUCCAUGGGUAUAAGUAAACGAGACGCGAUCAAGGCUCUUUACCACACGAAUAAUUCGUCGGCGGACCAGGCAGCCAGCUGGGUUUUCGAGAACGACGUCGCAACGGUGGAAAUGCCACCCGGGCUGAGCGCGUACGACGCUCUCUCUUCGCCGGAUGGUUCUUCAGCUUCGUCUUCUGGAGAUGAGAACGAUGAUUUCUGUGAUGAACUGCACAAAAUGGUUUUCGUUGUGAACUCGGAGUUGGGAAUGGGCAUCGGGAAAGUUGGUGCGCAAGUGGGCCAUGCCUCCAUCGGUCUGUUCCGCAUUCUUAUGAGUGACGAGUUCAAAUAUGGGAGGAUGCUCUGUGCUUGGGAAGAUUCAGGAGAGACGAAAAUCUGUUUGAAAGGCAAGAACGCCGCCGAGCUGCUGGAGCUCGAGAAGAACGCCCAACAGUUGGAACUACCGUGCUACUUGGUCGAGGAUGCUGGACGCACUCAAAUCCCAGCCGGAUCGCUCACUGUGCUAUCCAUCAUCGGAAAAGUGGAAGAUGUCAACAAGAUAACCGGAGAUCUCAAGCUGCUCUGAGAGGCGUCGGAGGAAGAUCUCGGAUUAAGUUUUCCUGUCAGGCGUCAAACGGAUUUCCUCCUCGCCGAAUUCGCGGACAAUCUUCAAUCUUCUAACUUAGAGUGGAAAACCCCCGCUGUAUAUAUCGGAUAGUGACAUGGCCGUGUCUGUUCGCGGGGGCCAAGAGAUUGAUCAUACCGUCAUUCAUUCAUUCAUUGUCCGGCAUCGAUCCGAUCCCUGAUCGACCGGGAUCCGCAACUCGAUCUCUUCUGUUCAUAGAUCUAUCACGACGUAGGUAGCUCGAAAUGCUAUCUAUCCCUGUACAAUAGCCUCUAUAUUUCGUACGCUCGUUCGCAUGUUUGGGGCUGCAACUCGUGUAGGAGUGUUAUCGAUUAUCACGAGAUAGGCUGGUAGCACGUUGUACAUAUGAACCUCUCCCAACCGUCUAGGAGCAUCCGAUCUCGGAAGGAAGUUCCGAAUAGACGGAUAAGACUCCUGUCCAGCGUCUGAGAAGGGGUCCUGAGGUGCUCGGUAGAGUUUCCGGGAUGUUUUCAAAUCCGAAAUACCCGUGUUGAUCAAUAAAUGAGUCACGUCA
Galendromus occidentalis (western predatory mite) is the source of this 1437-nucleotide messenger RNA. Its product is annotated as probable peptidyl-tRNA hydrolase 2. Lineage: Eukaryota; Metazoa; Arthropoda; Arachnida; Mesostigmata; Phytoseiidae. The coding region runs from base 105 to 863 and encodes 252 amino acids. Gene Ontology annotation, cellular component: cytosol. The transcript has 5 exons. The record is from RefSeq and is a predicted model, not a curated record. Gene Ontology annotation, molecular function: peptidyl-tRNA hydrolase activity; protein binding.